AUGGAGAACUCAUCUCAUGUUGUCAUCUUACCUUUCCCAGCCCAAGGCCAUGUGAUCCCCCUCAUGGAGCUCUCUCACUGCUUAGUAGAACACGGCUUCAAGAUCACCUUCGUCAACACCGACUUCAACCACAGGCGCAUUCUCAGCGCCUUAUCUGAGAAAGGAGAUCUCUGCAGAGGGAUAAAUAUGGUCUCUAUUCCGGACGGAUUGGGUCCGGGUGAGGACAGGAAUGAUCUUGGAAGGCUUACCGAAGGGUUCACGGUGGUCAUGCCUGGUCAUUUAGAGAAGCUCAUUAGAGAGAUUAACGACGCCGAAGGAGAGAGUUGCAAGAUUAAGUGGAUGGUCGCGGAUGCGAAUAUGGGGUGGUCUUUUGCUGUGGCUAAGAAGAUGGGCAUUAGAGCAGUUUCCUUUUGGCCUCCCUCCGCGGCGUUGCUUGCAUUUAUGCUGAGAAUCCCCAAGUUCAUUGAGGAUGGUGUACUCGACGAAAGAGGGCUACCCAAGAGAAAAGAGACAAUUCAACUGAGCCCCGGAAUGGUCCCUAUCGAGACGACCGAGUUUUCGUGGAACCACAUCGGCGAUCCAAAAGGCCAGCCGAUCAUCUUCCAACUGAUACUCCAGAACAAUCAAGCAACCGAGCUCGCCGACGUCAUCAUCUGCAAUUCGUUCCACGAAAUCGAGCCGGCGACAUUCGCCUUGCACCCAAACAUACUACCCAUCGGUCCACUAAUGGCCGAUCAGAAGUUCGAGAAGCCGAUCGGGCAUUUCUGGCAGGAAGACAUGACUUGUUUACAUUGGCUGAAUGAGCAGCCUAACAACUCUGUCGUAUACGUAGCAUUUGGGAGCUUCACCGUAUUUGAUCGAAUUCAGUUAGAAGAGCUUGCUCACGGACUCGAACUCACUGAACAGCCGUUUUUAUGGGUCGUGAGAGCGGACUUUACGGAUGGAUCAAGUAAUGAAUGGUUAGAAGGGUUCCGAACCCGAGUCAAAGGACAGGGAAUGAUUGUAAGCUGGUCUCCACAACAGCAAGUGCUGGCUCACCCCUCUAUUGCUUGUUUCAUAUCGCACUGCGGGUGGAAUUCGACUAUGGAGGGAGUGCGAAACGGGGUUCCUUUUUUGUGCUGGCCUUAUUUCACCGACCAGUUCCUUAAUCAAAGUUAUAUUUGUAAUUCGUGGAGGAUCGGUUUCAAAUUGACUCCUGAUGAAAGAGGGAUUAUAUCGAGGGAGAGAAUAAAAGAGAAGGUAGAGGAGUUGCUCGCGGACGAAGAGCUAAAGGCGAGGGCUUGUUUGUGGAGGGAUAUUGCUCAUAGGAGCAUAAAUGAAGGAGGGUCUUCGUAUGAGAAUUUCAAAAAAUUUGUUAACAUAAUAAGCCAGGAUCACUGAGAAUUAAUUUCGGCAUUCAGAGGAGGAUCAAAUGAGAGAUACAGAUUUAUCGUGCCUAAUUUACGAUUUGAAAACAAGACAAUGUGGACAGCACCAGAUAAAGAAUUGCUCGCACGUCGAAGCACAAAAAAAAAAAAGAAGAAAAAACCACGAAACUUAUUCUGUAUCAUCUGCUUCUAAAGUUUUCUACUUGAUGUAUUAGGACUCGGGGUCGGUUGUCGAAAGAUGUAAUGGCGCGCAGUGUCCUAUGAUUACAAACAAUUGUACAACUCAUUCAGGUGGGAUCCAUUUCAUUUAUGAAUGUUUGCAAAUUGCAAAGCUAAGGAAUAAAUCCAACCAUUCGAAUCCCACGAGCUUGUGCAAAUCUUACAGAAUUGUUUGUGGGCACAUGCUUAGCAAGAUAUAUGUUGCGUAUUAAAAAGGUUAUUAAUAAGCAUGUUUUCUCAAAAAAUAAGCAUGUUCCUGUUUAGCAUGUUAAGAUGGAAUAAUGUAUUAAAAAAAAAAAAAAAUUUGUUGAUUGUUACGAGAUUUUCAUUUGAGAAUUUUACAAUGGUAACACACACACUAUUCACAGGGAUCAUCACUAAUAAGCAUACAUUAAAACAAGCAAGUGAACUCCACCUCAUUUAGAAAAUCUCUGUAGAGCUAUGCAAAUUUUAAAAUAAUUAUAAACAACAUACAGUGCAUUAUUAGCUCCAAAGAUGAUUCAAUUUUAGAACUAUAUCUCUACACCAUCGUGAGCAAAAAACACACAGGAUUCCAUCAAAUUAGGCUCAAACUUUGCCGAAUAAAUAAGAAAUAAUCAAAUUAGGCUCGAAAAAUUCGCACCAAGUUAGGGGAAACAGAUCAAGUAAUUAUCAGAAAUUACAUAAUUAACAGAAAAGCA
Molecule: messenger RNA, 2266 nt
Organism: Ananas comosus (pineapple)
Lineage: Eukaryota; Viridiplantae; Streptophyta; Magnoliopsida; Poales; Bromeliaceae
Product: UDP-glycosyltransferase 83A1-like
Exons: 2
Coding region: 1-1380 (459 amino acids)
Molecular function (GO): UDP-glycosyltransferase activity
Source: RefSeq, a predicted model, not a curated record